Messenger RNA from Hyaena hyaena (striped hyena), 1077 nucleotides. RefSeq names its product glycoprotein hormone subunit alpha 2 (gene GPHA2). The record is from RefSeq and is a predicted model, not a curated record. Gene Ontology annotation, cellular component: extracellular region. Gene Ontology annotation, molecular function: hormone activity; hormone receptor binding. Gene Ontology annotation, biological process: cell surface receptor signaling pathway. The transcript has 4 exons. Bases 455 to 838 code for a protein of 127 amino acids. NCBI's taxonomy places the organism in Eukaryota, Metazoa, Chordata, Mammalia, Carnivora, Hyaenidae.
GUUGGGGUGGCAAAUCCCUGAACAGGGGAAUGUCCUGUCCACGGCCACACAGCAAAGAGAACCCUCAGCCCGCAGCUCAGCCCAGUCUUGAGCCUUCUCUCCCCAGAUGCAUACCAGCUGCCCACUCCACCAGCUCGUGGGCUCUUUUCCAGCAUCUCCCUUCCCCCAGCCCUGGACCUCAGACAGCAGAAAGCAGCAGAAGCCACUCUCUGAGGACCACACCUCAGAGAAGAGCUGGAUUUCCCAGGUGGGAUUUGCUCUGAGGCCUCGGGCAGGGAGGCAGGCGUGAAAGCUGAUCCCCGAGAGGGCGUGGCUCCAGAAGGCUGGCGAAUAAAAGUCCGGAGAGCCAGCCCUGUCUGGAGACCAACUGAAGACCUGAGGAGCCCACUCACAAGCCACUCAGUCCCUGGGCCUUGGACGUGGCCGCUAUCUACCCGCCGUGUUUCAGAAACCCAUGGCAACCCCCCAAGUGCUGCUCCUCUGCCUGCUGGCCCUGGCAGUCACCGAAGGCUGGGGGCGGCAGGUGGCCAUCCCAGGCUGCCACUUGCACCCCUUCAACGUGACAGUGCGAAGUGACCGCCAAGGCACCUGCCAGGGCUCCCGUGUGGCACAGGCUUGUGUGGGCCACUGCGAGUCCAGCGCCUUCCCAUCCCGGCACUCUGUGCUGGUGGCCAGUGGCUAUCGACAUAACGUCACCUCUGUCUCUCAGUGCUGCACCAUCAGUGGCCUGAAGAAGGUGAAGGUGCAGCUGCAGUGUGGGGGCGACCGGAGGGAGGAGCUGGAGAUCUUCACGGCCAGGGCCUGCCAGUGUGACAUGUGUCGCCUCUCGCGCUACUAGCCCCUCCUCUCCCCUCCUCCUCCCCCUUGGUCAGAGGGUUUGAGCUGGAGUAUAUCCCGUCAUAUCCCGAGCCUCACGGAGGACACCAGCUCCAACCCUCUUAAGAUUCUGUGAUUGUCACCUCCUGGGAAGACAGGAGUUUCUGCCUCUGCCCUGCCUCUGCCUGGCCUCCUGACCAGUCUGUCAUCAUUUCACUCCCCUCUUUGUCCCUACCCCUAAAUAAAGCAAGCAAUUCUCAA